This is a messenger RNA of Bufo gargarizans (Asiatic toad), 2376 nucleotides long. It is a transcript of the gene CDH20, whose product is annotated as cadherin 20. Bases 1 to 2376 code for a protein of 791 amino acids. Gene Ontology annotation, molecular function: calcium ion binding; cadherin binding. The record is from RefSeq and is a predicted model, not a curated record. NCBI's taxonomy places the organism in Eukaryota, Metazoa, Chordata, Amphibia, Anura, Bufonidae. Gene Ontology annotation, cellular component: adherens junction; plasma membrane; catenin complex. The transcript has 11 exons. Gene Ontology annotation, biological process: adherens junction organization; homophilic cell-cell adhesion; cell-cell junction assembly.
AUGCGACAUUUGAAGAAUUAUCCCAGACAAGGCGUCUACAUCUACUACAUAAUGUUAUUGGACUUGACAAAUGGCAUUUUCGGGUCUCCCAGUCAGCUAAUAAGAGAAUUAGAUGAUAAAUCCCUGAACAAGCAGUUGCUGCACAAUCGGCUGAAGAGAAGUUGGGUAUGGAACCAGUUCUUUGUUUUGGAGGAGUACACGGGAACAGAUCCUCUCUAUGUUGGAAAGCUUCAUUCAGAUAUGGAUGAAGGAGAUGGCUCAAUAAAAUACAUACUCACUGGUGAUGGGGCAGGAAUCACGUUCACGAUUGAUGACACAACAGGUGACAUCCACGCCAUACAAAGACUGGAUAGAGAAGAACGAGCCCAGUAUACCCUCAGAGCCCAGGCUUUGGAUAGAAGGUCUAAUAGACCUAUGGAACCAGAGUCUGAAUUUAUCAUUAAAAUACAAGACAUAAAUGACAAUGAGCCCAAGUUCCUGGAUGGACCUUACACAGCUUCUGUACCAGAGAUGUCACCAGUUGGUACCUCUAUUAUCCAGGUGUCAGCAACAGAUGCAGACGAUCCUACUUAUGGAAGCAGUGCAAAGGUUGUAUACAGUAUUGUGCAAGGACAGCCAUAUUUUUCCGUGGACUCCAAAACAGGCAUAAUUAGAACAGCUUUAACAAACAUGGACCGAGAAGCAAAAGAGUAUUACGAAGUGAUUAUCCAGGCCAAAGACAUGGGUGGACAGCUGGGGGGAUUAGCUGGAACGACCACGGUUAAUAUCACUCUCAGUGAUGUGAAUGACAAUCCACCCAGAUUUCCUCAAAAACACUACCAAAUGACCGUUUUAGAAUCAUCACCUGUAAACUCAACUGUUGGUAGAGUUCUGGCAAUGGACUUAGAUGAAGGAGUCAAUGCAGAAAUGAAAUACACCAUUAUAGAUGGAGAUGGACCUGAGAUGUUUGAUGUUUCAACAGACCCAAUAUACCAGGUUGGAGUAAUCACAGUUAAAAAGCCAUUGGACUUUGAAAGCAAAAAAAGCUACAUCCUGAAAAUUGAAGGUUCAAACCCACACAUUGAAGUACGUUUUUCUAACCUGGGUCCAUUCCGCGACACCACAACCCUGCACAUUAGUGUUGAAGAUGUGGAUGAGCCUCCUGUGUUUGAAUCUAGUCAUUAUUUUGUGGAAGUCUCAGAAAAUGUAGAUAUUGGUACAACAAUACAGAUUGUUUCUGCCAGGGAUCCAGACGCAACUAAUAACUCAGUCAGGUAUUCUAUUGACAGGAACAGUGAUCCUGGAAGAUAUUUCUAUGUUGAUAUUACCACAGGAGCACUGAUGACAGCAAGGCCUUUAGAUAGGGAAGACGUGGCUUGGCAUAAUCUCACACUCUUAGCAAUGGAGAUGAAUAACGCCGCACAGGUUGGAAGUGUUCCUGUCACCAUAAAAAUCCUCGAUGUUAAUGACAAUGCUCCAGUCUUCACCAAAUUUUUUGAGACAUUCAUGUGUGAAAAUGCAAAGGCUGGACAGCUGAUUCAGACAGUGAGUGCGAUAGAUCACGAUGAUCCUCCAGAGGGUCAACAUAUAUACUAUAGCCUGGCUCCUGAAGCUGCUAAUAAUCCAAAUUUCACAUUACGGGAUAAUCAAGAUAACACAGCCUGGAUCUUGGCCCGAAAAUCUGGCUUCAAACAAGCUGAGCAGAACAUCUUUUACAUCCCAAUCCUAAUAGCAGACAAUGGGCAACCGAUACUGAGCAGUACUGGUACUCUGACGAUACAAGUCUGCAGUUGUAAUGAAGAAGGUGAUAUAAUGUCCUGUAGUGCAGAACCAUACACCUUACCCAUAAGCCUCAGCAGGGGUGCACUGAUUGCUAUCCUUGCCUGCAUUUUUGUAUUAUUAGUAUUAGUCCUGCUUAUUUUAUCCAUGAGAAGACAAAGAAAGCAGCCAUACACUAUUGAUGAGGAGGACAAUGUUCAUGAGAACAUUGUCAGAUAUGAUGAUGAAGGAGGGGGAGAAGAAGACACUGAAGCAUUUGAUAUUGCAACCCUAUGGAGUUCAAGGGAGGCACAUGUUGGAAAAAGUAGACAGGACAUGCAGCCAGAGAUUGAGAGCCUGUCCCGUUAUGUGCCUCAGACGUGUGUCAUGGACAAUAAUGUACACAGCUACAUGUUGGCUAAGCUCUUUGAAGCGGAUACAGAUGUUUGUGCACCUCCAUUUGACUCUCUUCAAACAUACAUGUUUGAAGGAGACGGAUCAGUGGCUCAGUCUUUAAGCUCAUUACAGUCAUUCAGUACAGACUCCGAGCAGAGCUAUGACUACCUUAAUGACUGGGGACCUCGGUUUAAAAAGCUUGCUGAGAUGUAUGGUGCCAAGGAUAGCAAUGCAUCAUUGUGA